AUGGCUGCUAAUUCAUCAUCAUCAAGAUCUAAUGAUCAUCUUGAUCAAACUGCAACGAUGAUAAACGUUCAAGAGCUUGCAAAGAAUCCAAUGACAUCUAUCCCAAGACAAUUCCUUCUUCCAAAUGAUCAUAAUCCAGCUGGUUCAACAAUCCUCCCCCAUGAUCAAACAAUCCCAGUUGUAGACAUGAAUGAACUACAGAAGAUAAUUGAUGAUGAUCAUCAUGACUCCACUGAACAUCAUUUGGAUUUAGAUAACUUCUUUUCAAUCUGCAAAGAAUGGGGUAUUUUUCAGCUGGUGAACCAUGGAUUGGGUGAGGUGGUGGAGAAAGUGAAGGAGGAGAUUGAGGAAUUCUACAAGCUUCCAUUGGAGGAGAAAAUGAAAUACAGGGUAAGUAGUAAUGAAGGAAAUGUUGAAGGUUAUGGACAAACUAAAGCCACACUCAUGCAAAAGGAUGAUCAUACCAUUGAUUGGGCUGACAGAUUAUACUUGAUCAUUAAUCCUCUCCAUAGGAGGAACCCUAAUCUCCUUCCUCUCCUCCCUCCAUCGCUAAGGGAUACCCUUGAGAGUUAUUUCACUGGAUUGGAGAAUUUAGGAAUGAAGCUACUGUUAUUGAUGGGAAGAACAGUUGGAAUAGGAGAGAAAGAAAUGGUGAAUAUGUUUGAAGAUGGGAUGAGGUCGAUGAGGAUGACUUAUUAUCCACCCUGUCCCCAACCUGAGCUGGUCAUGGGUCUAACUCCUCACUCUGAUGGCAGCGGUCUCACCUUUCUCCUUCAAGUCAACUCUGUUCAGGGUUUGCAAGUUAACAAGUCAGGUCUUUGGCUUCCUGUUACAGUUCUCCCAAGUGCCCUUGUUGUCAAUAUUGGAGACGUUCUCCAGAUAAUGACUAAUGGGAUAUACAAGAGCAUUGAACACAGAGCAACGGUUAAUUCAGAGAAAGAAAGAAUAUCGCUUGCUGUUUUCUUCAACCCAAAGUUUGAAGCCAAUGUCGGACCGUGUAAGAGUGUUGUAGAUCAAAGCCCAGAAAACCAACCCAUGUUUAGGACUAUCCAAAUGGAAAACUACUAUAAGGAAUUCUUUUCUCGUAGAUUAAAUGGAAAGGCUUUCUUGGAGAACAUGAAGCUCAUCAACAACAAUCAAUCAAUUGUCUAAUUCUAGUACUACAAC
Molecule: messenger RNA, 1167 nt
Organism: Impatiens glandulifera
Lineage: Eukaryota; Viridiplantae; Streptophyta; Magnoliopsida; Ericales; Balsaminaceae
Product: codeine O-demethylase-like
Exons: 3
Coding region: 1-1152 (383 amino acids)
Source: RefSeq, a predicted model, not a curated record